Molecule: messenger RNA, 2197 nt
Organism: Nipponia nippon (crested ibis)
Lineage: Eukaryota; Metazoa; Chordata; Aves; Pelecaniformes; Threskiornithidae
Source: RefSeq, a predicted model, not a curated record
AACCAGCGUGUAAUUGAUGUUAUCCCAAGAAAGCGCGAUCUCCACCCCUCUCAGCUCCAAGCCCUUCAGGUAAAAGGAAAAAAAAAAAAAUCUUUCAAGAAUUUGUUGCCUUUUUGAGGGUUAAAACAUCAGAAGACAAGCUUGUCUCGCCUUGGCCAAUCAGCUCUCGGCCCUGGCAGCUAUAAUAUAGAACUAAAGGCAGACUCCUCUCACAAGCGUCUUGCUUUGCUACCAUUAAAAUCAGACCCUUUUUUUGUCUCUCGAUUGCUGUCUCCCGACCAAACUCCGAUGUGUUCCGUUAUCAGCGACCUAAAGCCUGCCAUUCCAGCACCUGUCUUGCUAGGGAUCGGUGGAUAGUAUACGAUUCAGAAAGCAGACAAGGACAUAGGAGGAGAGAGAGCUCUAGAGAGACAGCCAGGGAUAGGCACAGAGAGCUUUGAAGUAAUUGGAUUCAAUGGACGAAAUGCUGCUGUUGACAAGAAUUCUCUUGGUGGGCUUCAUCUGCGCUCUUUUAGUCUCCUCUGGGCUGACUUGUGGACCAGGCAGGGGCAUUGGAAAAAGGAGACACCCCAAAAAGCUGACCCCUUUAGCCUAUAAGCAGUUUAUUCCCAAUGUGGCAGAGAAGACCCUAGGGGCCAGUGGAAGAUAUGAAGGGAAGAUCACAAGAAACUCCGAGAGAUUUAAAGAACUAACCCCAAAUUACAACCCUGACAUUAUUUUUAAGGAUGAAGAGAACACGGGAGCUGACAGACUGAUGACUCAGGUAGAGCCACAGAGAUACCUGUAUUUGUGUUUGUUAACCUCUCUGAGCAAUCCUAAAGGACGCAUCUGUCUUAGUAUUUUUGAAACCGGGAGCUGGUGCUGGCAGGGCCGGAGCAGCGAGAGCCCCUGGGCAAUGCCCGCCCCGCUGCCCGCACCCCUGCCCGCACCCCUGCUCGCCUUAUCAGCAGCUGAGACCUGUGAUCCUUCGCCCCCUUCCCCCCGUAAAUCGCUGGAUCCAUCCUCUCAGGUGGGCGAGGGAGAGAGGGAGGAAAACCAAAUCAAACUCAACUUCCUUGUGCUGCUGCGCUUUGCUGCCGGGAACGGUGCCGAAACCCAAACACCCGGCUCUUUCCAUAAAACGAAACUUCGCUCUCGGGAAGGGGACAGGGCACUUAGCGGCAGGAAUUCGCUCCGUGCAGGCGGCUGUGAGCCGGCCGCGCUCAGCCCAGCGCCGGCGGGGGGCGGGGGCCGCUGCCCCUGCGGCAGCCGCCUGCCCGCCGAGGCCGGCUUCGACUGGGUCUACUACGAGUCCAAGGCGCACAUCCACUGCUCCGUCAAAGCAGAAAACUCGGUGGCAGCCAAAUCAGGGGGCUGCUUCCCUGGCUCGGCCACGGUGCACCUGGAGCAAGGCGGCACCAAGCUGGUGAAGGACCUGAGCCCUGGGGACCGGGUGCUGGCAGCCGACGCGGAGGGCCGGCUGCUCUACAGCGACUUCCUCGCCUUCCUUGACCGGGAGGAUGGCUCCCACAAGCUCUUCUAUGUCAUCGAGACACGGCAGCCCCGGGCCCGGCUGUUGCUGACGGCCGCCCACCUCCUCUUUGUGGCCCCCCAACACAACCAGUCGCAGGAGGGGACCCCCAGCAGCCGGGCACUCUUCGCCAGCCGCGUACGGCCAGGCCAACGGGUCUACGUGUUAGGCGAGGGUGGGCGGCAGCUCCUGCCAGCAUCCGUCCACAGCGUCUCACUGCGGGAGGAGGCUUCGGGGGCGUACGCCCCACUCACCGCCCAGGGCACCAUCCUCAUCAACCGGGUGCUGGCCUCCUGCUACGCUGUCAUCGAGGAGCACAGCUGGGCGCACUGGGCGUUCGCCCCCUUCCGCCUGCUCCAGGGGAUGCUGGCUGCUCUCUGCCCCUCCGGCGGGGGGGCCCUGGUGGGUGCCCCCGCCGCCCCCGGUAUCCACUGGUACUCUCGCCUCCUCUACCGCAUCGGCAGGUGGGUGCUGGGAAACGAAUCCAUCACAUCCGCGCGUAACCUGGAAUCUCUUGUACUAACAGUAGAACCUCACUUAUUCGCACGAGUGGCCGGGAGAUGUGGUUUCCCUUCGCCGGAGCCCCGGCUCCUCGUCCACGCUCAGGCGAUGCUCCCCUCUUCCAGCGCCCGCCCUGGCUCCGUGUCCAUCUCCUGGUCUGGUCUGGAGACUGCAGAUGGCUCUUAA